This is a messenger RNA of Phoenix dactylifera (date palm), 799 nucleotides long. Lineage: Eukaryota; Viridiplantae; Streptophyta; Magnoliopsida; Arecales; Arecaceae. The record is from RefSeq and is a predicted model, not a curated record.
UCUUCCUUCUUCUUCUAUAUAAAUCCGAAAGAUAGAGAGAGAAACAGGCAGCCUUCUCCUCCGUAAAUCCUAGAUCGCUCCUCCACCCUCCGAUUUUCAUCAAGCGGCUGGUGAUCCAUUGAUCGAGCAGCUAUGCCCUCUGCCAAAACGUUGGAAAAUGCAUGUUCAGCAAGCAAUAGUUCAGCUGCUAAUAAUAUCAACAUCCACGCAACCACAGCCGAUGCGCUGAAUUAUUUGAAGCUUGUCAAGGUUGCCUUCCAAAAUGAACCCAGAAAAUAUGACAUAUUCCUUGAGACAAUGAAAGAUUUUAAAAGCCACAGGAUAGACACCAGCACUGUGACAACAAGGAUCAAAAAUUUGUUUUCUGGCCACCCGGAGUUAAUUCUGGGUUUUAACUUCUUCUUGCCCAUAGAACAUCAUAUCACUAUCCCUGCUGAGGAAGUAGCUGCGCACUAUGUGGACAGAGUAAAUUUGGGAGAUAUCUAACUGUAAUUUAUGGUGACCUGUCUAAUUCUAAUGUUGAGAAAUCCUCAUGAUGCUUCAUUGAGCUUGUUGGACUUCGUUAAUACUGCAAAGCUGAUGCUGGAGAAUGAUGUGACUGCUUUCUAGUUCUCCAAUGUAAUGUGCUUUAAUGUUGACAGUUUGGGCCAAUGACUUUGUAUAUCUUUUUAUCUUUUCUAUUAAAAAAAAAAAGAUUUUUCAUACUUUGCAGUUGUAUUACCACAAUGAUUGAUGGUAGUGAACGUUCAUAUUAUGCAGCAAAGAAGGCUGAGCUCCUACUCUUCCUCAACUAUAUUUU